This is a messenger RNA of Abrus precatorius (Indian licorice), 604 nucleotides long. RefSeq names its product NADH dehydrogenase [ubiquinone] 1 alpha subcomplex subunit 2. The transcript is spliced from 4 exons. NCBI's taxonomy places the organism in Eukaryota, Viridiplantae, Streptophyta, Magnoliopsida, Fabales, Fabaceae. The record is from RefSeq and is a predicted model, not a curated record. The coding region runs from base 141 to 437 and encodes 98 amino acids.
CUUAAACCGGUGCCUCACUCGGGUUUGGACCGUUUUACCCGCGGCUUCUCCUUUUCCUUCCUUAUUCUCGAUUCUCCUUUCAGAUCUUCUUCUCCUUCAACGAGACGGCUAGGGCAGAAUUACGCACACUCAAGGGAAGCAUGGCAUGGAGAGGACAUCUUUCAAAAAGCAUUAAAGAACUUCGGUUUUUGAUGUGCCAGUCAUCACCUGCAAGCUCAUCUACAAGGGCAUUUGUGGAAAAGAAUUAUAAGGAACUAAAGACAUUGAACCCAAAAUUGCCAAUAUUAGUCCGUGAGUGCAGUGGAGUUGAACCCCAAUUGUGGGCAAGAUAUGAUUUGGGUGUUGAGAAAGGCAUAAAAUUGGAAGGCUUAUCAGAGGCACAGAUCUUCAAGGUACUUGAAGAUCUGGUAAAAGCAGGACAGUCAUUGAAAGCUUGAUGUAGCUGCUUAUGCGCUAUCUGAAAUGGAAUAAAUGUUCUCAUGCUGCCGUUGUUGCUGCAAAUUGCUUUCUGGUUUAAAACAAGCUAGAUUUUCCUUCUGUUCAAUCUCUGGUGUCAACCUGUCUCUUUCUGCAUCUUACAGUCAUUUCAAGUAUGAUACUGUUG